This is a messenger RNA of Sinocyclocheilus anshuiensis, 2204 nucleotides long. RefSeq names its product potassium/sodium hyperpolarization-activated cyclic nucleotide-gated channel 3-like. Lineage: Eukaryota; Metazoa; Chordata; Actinopteri; Cypriniformes; Cyprinidae. Gene Ontology annotation, biological process: potassium ion transmembrane transport; sodium ion transmembrane transport; regulation of membrane depolarization. The record is from RefSeq and is a predicted model, not a curated record. Gene Ontology annotation, cellular component: axon; membrane; HCN channel complex. The transcript has 8 exons. The annotation marks the transcript as partial. Gene Ontology annotation, molecular function: voltage-gated potassium channel activity.
GUGUGUGUGUGUGUGUGUGUGUGCGCGCUGGCAUGGAUGGUGGCACCGGGGCUUCCGCGCGGAACGGAGACUCUAAGCGGCGCAGUAAGAGCAGCCUGCCGUCUCCCGGUUACCGUCUCUCCCAGGCGUCUCUGGAGGGCGACCGCCGCCUUUCCAUCAUGAGCUCCACGCGCGACAGCGGCCAGUUCCGCCCGACCACCCCUCUGCCCCUGCCGCUGUCCCACGCCGGCUCCGCCCCGCCCACCGUGCAGCGCUCCGUGGGCUUCGCCUCCCGAGCCGCUCUGGCAUCCACCUCCUCCUCCACCGGCACUGGGAUGGUCGUGGUGGCUGCCGGACCCGAGACCACCACCACCACGGCGGCCGGGACCCCUGAGGCCGGUCCGGGGCUGGACGGCGAGGAUUACAGCUACUCAAACCAGUCCACCUUCAUCCAGAGGCAGUUCGGAGCCAUGCUGCAGCCCGGCGUCAACAAGUUCUCCCUCCGCAUGUUGGGCAGCCACAAGGCCGUGGCUCUGGAGCAGGAGAGACUCAGAUCGGCCGGAGCCUGGAUCAUACACCCCUACAGCGACUUCAGGUUUUGCUGGGAUCUCCUCAUGCUGCUGCUAAUGGUGGGAAACCUCAUCAUCCUCCCGGUGGGAAUCACCUUCUUCAAGGACGAGAACACUCCUCCGUGGAUCAUCUUUAAUGUGGUGUCGGACACGCUCUUCCUGGUGGAUCUGGUGCUGAACUUCCGCACCGGGAUCGUGAAAGAGGACAGUACGGAGAUCCUGCUGGACCCCAAGGCCAUCCGCCAGCGCUACCUGAAGAGCUGGUUCCUCGUGGACUUCGUGUCCUCGAUCCCGGUGGAUUACAUCUUCCUGAUGGUGGACCUGGAAGCUCACCUGGACUCAGAGAUCUUCCACAUGACCUAUGACCUGGCCAGCGCGAUGGUGCGGAUCGUCAAUCUGAUUGGCAUGAUGCUGCUGCUGUGUCACUGGGACGGAUGUCUGCAGUUCCUGGUGCCGAUGCUGCAGGACUUCCCACCCGACUGCUGGGUCUCCAAAAACAACAUGGUGAACGACACAUGGGGCAUCCAAUACACAUAUGCACUGUUUAAGGCCAUGAGUCACAUGCUGUGCAUCGGUUACGGCGCUCAGGCUCCAGAGGGAAUGACGGACGUCUGGCUCACAAUGCUCAGCAUGAUUGUGGGUGCGACCUGCUAUGCCAUGUUCAUCGGCCACGCCACGGCCCUCAUCCAGUCCCUGGACUCCUCACGCCGACAGUACCAGGAGAAGUAUAAGCAGGUGGAGCAGUACAUGUCGUUCCAUAAGCUUCCAGCAGAUGUCAGGCAGAAAAUCCACGAGUAUUAUGAACACCGAUACCAGGGCAAGAUGUUUGACGAGGAUAACAUUCUGGGAGAGCUGAGCGAGCCCUUAAAGGAGGAAAUUGUUAGCUUCAACUGCCGAUGCUUGGUGGCUAACAUGCCUCUCUUCGCUAACGCCGACCCAAACUUCGUAACAGCAGUGCUAACGAAGCUGAAGUUUGAGGUGUUCCAGCCCAAUGACUUCAUCAUUCGUGAGGGAACCGUUGGCCGUAAGAUGUAUUUCAUCCAGCAUGGACGGGUCAGUGUACUUACUCGUGGAAGCAAGGAGACCAAGCUCAGCGAUGGGUCAUACUUUGGAGAGAUCUGUCUGUUGACUCGUGGCAGGAGGACAGCUAGUGUCCGAGCAGAUACAUACUGUAGAUUUUACUCCCUCAGUGUGGACAGUUUCAAUGAGGUUCUGGAAGAGCAUCCCAUGAUGAGACGGGCCUUCGAGACGGUGGCGGUGGACAGACUUGAUCGCAUCGGUAAGAAGAACUCGAUUUUGUUGCGCAAGACCUCACAGGGAGGAUCUGUAGCGGGCAGCAGUUUGGGACGGGGUGGAGGGAGCCGCGGAGGAGGAGCAGGAGGCACCGGCCUGGGUUCUUGCGACAGUGUUCUGGUCCAGCAGAUCGUGAAGCACGAUAGCAUGCCUGCCAUGCAGGACAUCACCGCUGGCACCCGAGGCAGCACGGGAGGCACGGUCUCACCCCGACCUCAUCCGGUGAUCUGGGCACCUCUGGUCCAUGCUCCCCUCCAGACAGCCGCUGCUACCACCAACGUGGCCAUUGCCUUGAUGCAUCAGCAACAGCAGCAGCAACAGUUGCAGCAGCAGCUACAACAGCAACAUGCCCUUGGAGCUGCC